AUCAAAGCAUUUUGAGGUACGCUCAUUUUGAGUUCUCACAGUCGAUUCUUUGGCAAUUAUUUGCAGUAUCUAUUUCCGCAAUGGCUACUAAAAGUCUCAGGAGUUUACUUCGGAACAAUCCGUUUCUCCAAGCUGUCAAACGCGAACAUCCCACCGCGAUACCCCGCAAUUUCAACAUGUCCACUCUUGCAACUUUCUCCAUCCCAAAGAUCUCAAACGAGCCAAACCACCAUUAUGCGAAAGGCUCGACCCAGCGUGAGGGUCUCACGGCCGCCCUUGACAGCUUCCAGAAAGGGACGCCUAUCGAAGUCCCAAUUGUGGUUGGAGGUAAAGAGAUCAAAACUUCGACAAUUUCAACCCAACAAAACCCUUCUAACCACUCCUCCACCGUCGCCUCCUACUCAAACGCCUCCCCAUCUGAUGUAUCUGCUGCCAUCGAUGCUGCAUUGGCAGCAAAGCCAGCAUGGGAAUCUCUACCCUUUUCGGACAGAGCUGCCAUCUUCUUGAAGGCUGCGGAUUUGAUUGCUGGGAAAUACAGAUAUGAGAUAAUGGCUGCGACAAUGCUUGGGCAAGGCAAGAAUGCGUGGCAGGCAGAAAUCGAUUCGGCUGCGGAACUGGUCGACUUCUUGAGAUUCAACGUGCAAUUUGCGGAGGAACUGUAUGCACAACAGCCAGCACAUAACUCACCAGGUGUAUGGAACAGAGUGGAAUACCGGCCACUGGAAGGCUUUGUCUACGCGGUCACCCCGUUCAACUUCACAGCUAUUGCUGGUAAUCUGCCUGGUGCACCAGCGCUGAUGGGCAACGUCGUGGUAUGGAAGCCCUCAGAUUCGGCAAUUGCUUCGAAUUGGCUGCUGUACAACAUUCUUCUUGAAGCUGGUCUUCCAAAGAACGUUAUUCAGUUCGUGCCCGGAAACCCAGAAGAAGUCACAAAAGUUGUGCUUGCACACAAGAAGCUCGCGUGUCUUCACUACACCGGUAGUACCGCCGUCUUCAGGAAGUUGUACGGAUCUAUCGCCAAUGGUGUUGCGGAGGGCAGAUAUCAAGGUUACCCAAGAAUCGUCGGUGAGACGGGAGGAAAGAACUUCCAUCUCAUCCACCCCUCGGCAGAUAUCGAGAAUGCAGCAGUACAGACGGUGCGUGGCGCUUUCGAGUAUCAAGGACAGAAGUGUAGUGCAACAUCCAGAGUAUACGUCCCUAAGUCUGUCUGGCCUCAAUUUAAAGAAAAACUUGUCUCAGAGACAUCUGCGCUUUCUAUUGGAGUACCGACAGAUCAUAAGAACUUUAUUGGACCCGUCAUUCAUGCUGGAUCCUUCAAGAAGCUUUCAGGAGUCAUUGACGCUGCGAAAAAUGACAAGGACCUUGAAUUGCUCGUAGGAGGCAAAUAUGACGACUCGACUGGCUAUUUCAUUCACCCUACAAUUUACACUACUACCAACCCGAACCACCACCUUCUUUCGGCAGAACUAUUCGGCCCAAUUCUGACGGUAUACAUCUACGAUGAUACCACAUCCCCCGUUGAGGCAUUUAAAUCUGCCUGCGAGCUUGUUGAUAGCACAUCAGAAUAUGGUCUUACUGGAUCCAUUUUCGCCUCUGACAGAGCUGCUGUCCGCUAUGCCGAGGAUGCUCUAAGGAACUCUGCAGGAAACUUCUAUAUCAACUGCAAGAGCACGGGAGCUGUUGUUGGCCAACAGCCAUUUGGUGGUGCUAGAGCCAGUGGAACAAACGACAAAGCCGGAAGCCAGACAUUUUUGACGAGAUUUGUGAGCAUGAGGAGUAUCAAGGAAGAGUUCAACCCGACUCUCAAGGUUGCAUACCCGAGUAAUGAGGUUUAGAUUAUGAUUAUUAUUAUGCGAUUUGACAUGUACCUAAGGGGGCGUUACGACUACACAUUGAAAAGUGCAAAUACAGGAGUGCAAAUAAUAAAAGUAUAUUAAGGUUUCCUGACAUCAAAACAUUCUUUACUUAUUCAUAUUACCAGUUGUAAUGGCAUUUGUAAUGGCAGUUGUUGUAGACCGAAACCAAGUUUGAAUAAACAAUUUAGCCGACGAAACAAAAAUAAACAAACAUAUCUACCAG
Cadophora gregata is the source of this 2079-nucleotide messenger RNA. RefSeq names its product 1-pyrroline-5-carboxylate dehydrogenase. The transcript has 3 exons. The record is from RefSeq and is a predicted model, not a curated record. The coding region runs from base 81 to 1835 and encodes 584 amino acids. Gene Ontology annotation, molecular function: L-glutamate gamma-semialdehyde dehydrogenase (NAD+) activity. Lineage: Eukaryota; Fungi; Ascomycota; Leotiomycetes; Helotiales; Ploettnerulaceae. Gene Ontology annotation, cellular component: mitochondrial matrix.